Racocetra fulgida is the source of this 600-nucleotide messenger RNA. The record is from the annotation of a GenBank genome assembly. Lineage: Eukaryota; Fungi; Glomeromycota; Glomeromycetes; Diversisporales; Gigasporaceae.
AUGUCAACUAAAGAAACACUCGAGAUUAGCCCUAAUGAACCCGCAAGUGAUAACGAAGCAACACAACAGACUGAAGACCAGUAUCAUGGUCGUAGUACGAGUGACAAGUUGGAAUACGCAAAAUCACUACUUGGUGACGUGGCUGUAACUGGUGAAGUAGUUAAGCCUUAUGCGCCUUUAAUCAGCUCACUUACUGAUUCAAUAAGAAGGAUUUAUAAUUCUUAUGAUUACGCACAAUAUAAUAAAAGAAUUAGCAAUGUUUUACUUGAUCGAGUUGAUUGCGUUGGGGCACCCAUAAAAGCUUUGAAAAGACGGAAGGACAAAAUUGAAUCAAAUUUCCUUAAUCAAAAUUACUACAAUGCUUUAAUUCGUCUUCUUGCUAUCUUGAAGAAAACUCAACAAUUCAUCACUGAUGUGUCGUCUCUAUGGAGUUUACGUAAAUUUCCUACGACAAAAAGUAUCAAAGAACGGUUUGAUCGAAUUUCAAAAGAAUUCGAUGAAGUUAUUAUGGACUUAAAUCUUGAGGUACCUCAAGAUAGAGAGUUACAAAAGAAAAAAGAUGCACAAGCUCUGCAAGCAGAUAUUACAAUAUUAAAUGAG